This is a messenger RNA of Ectocarpus sp. CCAP 1310/34, 2192 nucleotides long. NCBI's taxonomy places the organism in Eukaryota, Phaeophyceae, Ectocarpales, Ectocarpaceae. The record is from the annotation of a GenBank genome assembly.
AUGUUUAUGGUCACCAAAUCUUUGAAAAAAUGUCUAAAUUUUCAAACAUUUGCGGAUAAAGAUUUUGUUUCAUUUUUUAUGGGAGAAAAUCUUCGGCAAAAUAUUCUCAAAGAUUUUGGAAUGGGGCAAAAGUCGCUCGUUUGACAAAACGUUUGACAAACAUUUUGAAAUGGGGCAGGUCGCGAAAAUGUUUGGGCGGCGGAAAAGGCAAGUAGCGCCGCAUUUUCGGCACAUACGCCGCCAACACACACGAACACACCCCAACAACACAAGAACACACGAACAUAUCUACACACACACUCACGAGAAGGCCGCGCCGACGAGAAGGCCACGCCCAACAUGAAUGAGGAGUCCAUAAUCGCCGGGGCUGCUGCCGCAGCAUCGAGUUUGCAGAACAUUAACAUUAUGCACACGUUCGACUCCGAUGGUGAGCAUGAUGACCAAGAACCGGGUGGUUUGUUCGGCGAUCUGCUGGUGGAGGAGGAGGAGGAGGAGGAGGAGGAGGAGGAGCGCGCGAAGAUUUUUUUCAAAGAUUUGGUGACCAUAAACAUGGGCCUGAGCGCGCAAUUCUUUUCGGUAGAGAUUUUGACCGAAGAGAAAGAGAGCCGGGGAAGCGGCGGUGGGGGGGAAGAAACGGCGACCGGGCACUGAUGUAGAAGCGAGUAGGGCGGCCGAGGCAGCGCUUCUGGCGAACUAUGUACCCGGCUGAUGUUGUUGCGCCUUGUUUCCCUCCCUGCCGUAUGCUAUACUCCUUUAUGUAUGUCCUUUUUAUUGCCUUCGGCCUCUGUGCUGUUUCUUUUUUUUCAUGACCUCCCUACCUACUCUGCUGUGUUGGGAACCUUGAUCUCGCUUUGCUGUUGCCUUUGUUUUUGUACGUCUGGCUGUCUGCCCAUCUGCCGCCUCUUUGUCCUGUUUGCUCCGUUACUCCCAUGCCCUGGUGCGCAGUGCCUGGUGUUGGUACGUUACCCUUUGAUUUUUUCUUUGGGCGGGUGUGGGAAGCGUCCUCCAUUAUUUUUCUGUUAUUUUUGUUUUGUUUUAUUUUGAUCGGUGUCCGAGGGCUCUUUUCUCGAACGGUCGGUGCGAUACCUGUUCUUUUCUUUCUAUCAUUUUGUUUUCUUUUUCCGAGUGGUUUGUACCCUAUUUAUGUUUUUUUUUUGUUUUCUCGCGGCGUCGUAUGUGCCGGGUUUUGAGACCACGGGCUUCCCAUUUUUUGUGGACUAUAGCGCUAAUGCGAGAAACAACAACAACAACAACAACAACAACAACAACAACAACAACAACAACAACAACAACAACGUGCGUACGUACGUGUUGUCGUACAGUAUUGACGUUUACAGAGAGAGGCAGCGUAUAGUAUGUAUAUAGUGUAUCAUCGCCUACUCUCUCUCUCUCUCUUUCUCAGUCUUUGCUUUGCCCCCCGAUCGUUGCCGUGCGUGUUUCUACGCAACGAUAUAUGUAUAUCAAAUAGGGUAGGCCCAUGUCUAUGUUGCUUCCGGCACAUCAUGAUCAGAAGAUAAAGAUGGCGCUCGCACUUAAGAAGUAGUUAAGAAAUGAGGCCUCGAAAAUAAUCUAAAUCAAAGAAAUUGACCACGUAAUAAUAACAACACGUGCAUGCUCAGGGCCGACGUGGUAUUAGGAACAAAAACGAACCCAAUUGUCUUUGUGUUGUAAGGUCAGAGGCCCCAAAACGCGACAGCUGCAAUAUAAUAAGCGCUCACGAAGGAGUGAGGGGCUACUCGCGGGGCGCCCGGUGGGCAGUUAGUUGCAGAUCAGCGGCGAGGAGGAGGUUCCUUUGAAAACAGUACUGGUGCGGAGAUGGGGGAGGUGUACUGUUUUUAUUUUUGCGCGUCUAACGGUAGUCAACUAUAAAAUCGGGCUUACAAAUGCCGGCACUCUUGAAGCUUUGUUUUUGUUGUUGCCGUGAAUGUCCAAUAAAUCGGUGUGUCGUGUACUCUGUGGGAACCGGCUGGUACAUAGUUUUCGCGGCACGGCAUGGACAUUCUCGGGCUUGAACAACCUCGCCGGCAACCAAGCACAGAUACAAAUGUCCCUUAACUGGGUUUGGGCUGGCGUUUCCGCACCCUGUCUGACCUUGGAAGUUGGCAACGGUGCGCCCGACCGGGAUACGCAGGUUGUACAACGCCUCGGGGUUACAGGUCACGUUAACCCCCCCGUAACCGUGCCCACUGGCC